Messenger RNA from Malassezia japonica, 1440 nucleotides. It is a transcript of the gene JHD1, whose product is annotated as [histone H3]-dimethyl-L-lysine(36) demethylase. Bases 1 to 1440 code for a protein of 479 amino acids. Gene Ontology annotation, molecular function: transcription coregulator activity; histone demethylase activity. Gene Ontology annotation, biological process: regulation of transcription by RNA polymerase II; protein demethylation. The record is from RefSeq and is a predicted model, not a curated record. NCBI's taxonomy places the organism in Eukaryota, Fungi, Basidiomycota, Malasseziomycetes, Malasseziales, Malasseziaceae. The transcript is spliced from 2 exons.
AUGGCGCUAGACGCGCGCCCGCCUUGCAAGGCUGAGCCGCUCGAUGUGAAGCAGGAGGCGAGUGCCGAGGCGGCCGAAGAGGAGGAAACGUGCCCGCUGUGCACGCCCAAAGACGAGCGCGACAAGGAGCUGUGGGUCGCGUGCUUCCAAUGCAAGACCUGGUUUCAUGUCGUGUGCCUCGGUCUGGACGACGUCGAGGCGUACGACAAGUGGUGCUGUGCGCCGUGCCAGGCGCGUGGAUACUCGCACAAGAUGCGCGGCCCACGGCGGCGAUCGAAGCGCGAGCACGCGACAACCGACUAUGCGGCCAUCCAAGAAGGGCGCCCCCCGGACCCGCUCCGCCGCUGGGAAGAGUACAUGGCGCACUGUGCGCCGCUGCCUGAUAUCGCGCGGCGCGUACCUGCAAGCACAUGGACACGCGAAUGGCUCGCGAACGACGCGUACGCGCUCGACACGCCGACUAUUGUCCCCUCGUCGCCAGACGGCGUCCCAGAGAUUCGCGGCAUGCGCGCGCCGCCCCGCACGACGUCGAUCCGCGACAUUGCCAAUUGGGUCGGCCCCGAGACGAACGUCGAGGUGAUUGACGUGCGCACGCAAAUGUCCUCUUCAUCCUGGACGCUGGACGACUGGGCAUCUUACUUUGAGACGCCGGCGGCAGAGCGCGAAAAACUUCUGAACGUGAUUAGUCUCGAGGUCACCGGCACACGCAUGGAAGAGAUGGUCGCGGCACCUGCGAUGGUCGCCGAGAGCGACUGGGUCGAACGCGACUGGCCACGCGACAAGCGGCCUGCCGCGGAGGAUGCAAGCAAGUGGCCCAAAGUCCAGCGGUACGUCCUGAUGGGCGUGCAAGGCGCGUUUACCGACUUUCACAUCGACUUUGCCGCAAGUUACGUAUACUACCAUGUGAUAUGGGGGAAAAAGGUGUUCCUCUUUGCUCCGCCGACGCCUGCCAACCUCAACGCGUACCGCGCGUGGACGUCGUCGGCGCGGCAGGAAGCCGAAUGGCUCGGCGACUCUUUGCAGCGCCUUGCACGCGUCGAAAUCGCUGCGGGCGAGACGAUGCUGAUUCCCGCCGGCUGGAUUCACGCCGUACACACGCCGCAGGACACGCUGGUCAUUGGCGGCAAUUUCCUCUCGGACUUUAACGUCGCGAUGCACUGGCGUCUGGAGGAACUCGAGAUCGCGACUCGCGUUCCACGCAAGUUUCGGUUUCCGCACCUGAUGCGCCUUGCGUGGUAUGUGGCUCAGGGGUGGUCCGAGCGCUUGCCGAUGGAGCUCGCGCCGCGCGUGCGCGACGGGAUUCGGCACCUGUGCCGCCGCCUCGCACAGGAGCUCGAAACGAUGCUAGAGACCGAUGCAGAGGGACAGCGCACGAUUCCGUGCCGCACGAUGCUGUACCGGAUCCUCGUGCUCUCGUACAAAAACUACACAACUUUGUAG